This is a messenger RNA of Naegleria lovaniensis, 3294 nucleotides long. RefSeq lists its product as uncharacterized. NCBI's taxonomy places the organism in Eukaryota, Heterolobosea, Eutetramitea, Acrasida, Naegleriidae. The coding region runs from base 1 to 3294 and encodes 1097 amino acids. The transcript has a single exon. The record is from RefSeq and is a predicted model, not a curated record.
AUGACCACUGACUAUACCAUUGUUGGUCUUUUACUCGCUCUUGUUGCUGUCGGUGCAGCCAAUUUAUACUUUUUUCUGACUAAACCUGUCAAUAAUAAUACGAGCAAUACAAACAACAACAAGGAAGAUUCGUUAUCAAAAGUGAACAAAGAAAAAGAAUCUCUCUCCAAAGAAUUGACCCAAGUCCGAUCGGAAAACAAAACUCUUUCUGAUGAAAUUAAAAAACUUCAAGAAGAGAAGAAGACUCUCUUGGACGAGAAGGAAAAGGCUUCGUCUUCCUCUCAAGACAACAUUGAAAAAUUAAAAAAUGACUUGAAUGAAGAGAAGAAGAAACUCUUGGAAGAGGCAAAGAAGAAGGUCGAGUCCGAGAUGGAGCAGAGAAUCAAGCAAAGAGUGGAGGAAGAGAAGAACAAAAUGAUGAAGGAAGAGAAGAAUAGAUCACAAGAAUUGGAAAAGAAGAUGAAUGAACAAGUGAAUCAAUAUAAAUUGUCGCUUGAAAAGGCUGAAAAAGAGCUCAAGUUGCAAAAACAAGAUUCCGAUAAGAGUUUGAAGGCAGUGAGUGAUGAGAAGAAGAGGAUUGAGGAUGAGAACACAAAAUUGAACACAGAUUGGAAACAAAAGAAUGAAAAGUUGCAACAAGAGUUGAACAAUAUCAAGAAACAACUCGAUGAAAAGAACAAGACUGCCCAAGAAUAUCAACAAAAGACGGAUGCUUUGCUAAAAGAGACCAAUGAGAAGAGUAAUGAAAUCAAAUUAAUUGAUGAAAAAUUGAAAGCAUCUGAAUUGUCACUUGCUGAGCUGAACAAGACACUUUCUACCGUCCAGCAAGAACUUUCCAAGGUAAAAGAAGAAGCCUCCAAGGAAAGGGAGCAUGUGGUAUCUGAACGAGACUCGCUCAAGAAUCAAUUAGAUGAAUCUGUCAAGUCUUUGAAAGAAUAUGAACAGAAACUUGCUGAUGCAGGAAAGCUGACUACCCAGUUGAGCACAAUCCAAAAGGAAAAAGAAACCUUGUCACAAGAGUACGACUCUGUAAAGAAGCAAGUGGAAUCGCUCAACAAGACUGUCGAAGAUUUGUUAUCUCAAAAACAUACUAGUUCACAAAAUCUUACCUCUUUGCACUCCAAAUUAGAGGAAUUCGAAAAACAAAAUUCUCAUCAUCUCAAGACUGUUCAAGAAAAAGAGAAUGAGCUCACACACAUCAAAGAAACCAUGCAAAAGGAAAAGGAACAACUAGAGAAAGAGCUGAGCUUGGCAAAGCAACAAAUUGAGGAUUCAAUGAAGAACAUCAAAUCACUUGAAGACAAGCUGACCGAGGCAAGCACUGUUUCUCAAAAAGUUGCUUCCUUGGAAGAGGAAAAGACAAAAUUGAGCCAACAAUCCGAACACUUGACUAAGGAAUUAGACUCUCUCAAACAAUCUAUUACUACACUUACAUCUGAGAAGCAGGUAUUGAAUGAACAAGCAAAACGUCUCCAAGAACUUUUGGAUACAAGCGUCAAACAAGUUUCAUCCUUUAAAGCUACCAUCAGUGAAAGAGAAGAAGAGAUUAAAAAGUACCAAGACGAGACAAGACAAGCACAAGAAGAAUACAAGAAAUCUCAAGAGCUCGUUCAAAGCCUUCAAAAGCAACUUGAAGAUGGAAACAAGAAUAUUUCUGUUCUCCAAACACUCCAACAAGAGAAAGAAGAGCUCACCAAGCAAGUCUCACAAUUGACUGACUCUAACAAGGACCUCAACGAAAAGAUGACCAAACUCACUACUGAGAUGGAAGAAGCCACAAAGAAGGCACAGAGCUUGGAAGAAGACAAAAACACGCAAGUCAAUGCUCUUGCGCAACAGCUUUCUGAAAAAGAGGAAAAGAUUCAACAACUUCAAAAGGCCGUUGAAUCAGCUUCUUCUUCAUCCAACGAGCAAUUAGAAUCACUCAAGGUCACCUUGAACAAGAACGAGCAAGAUUUGGCCUCAACCAAGGAAGCCUUACAAAAAGCUCAAUCUACUCUUGAAGAACAAGAAAAGAAAUCUGCUGAAAGCUUAAAGAAAGCUGAAGAUACAGUGCAAGAGUUGACAACAGAGUUGGAGAAGCUGAAGUCAGAGAAAUCUCGAUUGGAAAAUGAAGUCAACAAACUCGAGCAGGAGAAGAGCUAUACUUCCUCAUCAGAGGCUGAUUUGUCUAAAAAAGUAGCAACACUUGAAGAAGAACUUUCUAAAAAGACUUCUGAGCUUUCACAAUUGGAAGAGAGCAAAAAGAAAUUGGAGAGCGAUAGCAAGGAAAUGUCACAAAAAGUUGACACUCUUUCAAAGGAGAAGCAACAACUGUCAGAGGAGGUCAAGAAUAUCAAUGGUAAUCUCAACGCAAAAUCCAACGAGUUGACUGAAUUGAACGAAAAACUCGAAAAAGUGAAAAGCAUGCUAAAGGAUGCAUAUACAACACAGUCCAAUCUGAAAACCAACUUCGAGAAAGAAAAGCAAGAGUUGUUAUCGAAGGUCAAGAAUCUUGAAGAAGAAAAGAACAAGCUUGCGUCUUUGAAUGAAAAUUACGAAAAAACGAAAAAUAUGUUGAAGGACGCCUUCACCAAGGAAUCAAAACUCAAAUCAGAUUUUGAACAAGAAAAGCAAACACUCUUGAAACGAAUCAAUACUCUCGAACAAGAGCUUAAGAACACCCCAAAGAGUGCUCCGCCAUCUAUUCAAGUAGACACAGUACCAACUGUGCCACACACUUCCGCAACAGCAAAUAUUGAGGAAGGAUUGUCACCUGCGUUGAGCGAAACCUCGUCUGUCACUUCAACCAAGUCGUACGUAUUUGUCCAAGAACUUGAAGAUCUACUUGACAGCGUUGAGGAUGGUUCUGUAACAGAUUUAGAAUUUUCAGCAGUGAUUUGUGACUUUAAAGAUCUAGAUCGUCAGCAGCUGAUUGAUAUUGGUGAAGUGAUUGAGAUAUCAUCACACUUGAAGAGUUUGGAUAUUUCCAACAAAGGAUGUGACGAUGCGUCUGCCAAGACCAUUUUCUCAGCACUUGCUAAGAACGAACGUAUCACAUCAGUAGACAUGUCAAACAAUACUUUGAUCGGUGACGGUUCACUUCCAGAAUUAUGUAAUUUGCUUGAGAAAAAUAAGAAGUUGCAGAGCCUUAAUCUUAUGGGCACAUCUUUCUCUGCCGAUGGCACGAGAAAGAUCCUCUCUUCACUCUUGACCAACUUUUCUCUUCACACCUUCAACUUGGAUAUUUACUGCUUGAACGAGGAUGAGAAGGCCAAGUUUGAAAAUCAUCUCAAAAACAAUAACAAACAUUAA